Messenger RNA from Ictidomys tridecemlineatus (thirteen-lined ground squirrel), 3544 nucleotides. RefSeq names its product sodium channel epithelial 1 subunit beta (gene Scnn1b). Gene Ontology annotation, molecular function: ligand-gated sodium channel activity. Gene Ontology annotation, cellular component: sodium channel complex; plasma membrane. The record is from RefSeq and is a predicted model, not a curated record. NCBI's taxonomy places the organism in Eukaryota, Metazoa, Chordata, Mammalia, Rodentia, Sciuridae. Gene Ontology annotation, biological process: sodium ion transmembrane transport.
CCGCGCUCGGUCGCUGUGUCCUAGCGCCACCGCCACCGCCACUCGGCCGCUCGCCGCCCGCCGCAGUUGCUGCCACCAGCGUACAUCUGAGUCGCCGCCGGAACCAGGGGCCACCAUGCACGUGAAGAAGUACCUGCUCAAGGGGCUGCACCGGCUGCAGAAGGGCCCGGGCUACAGCUACAAGGAGCUGCUGGUGUGGUACUGCAGCAACACCAACACGCACGGGCCCAAGCGCAUCAUCUGCGAGGGCCCCAAGAAGCAGGCCCUGUGGCUGCUGCUCACGCUGCUCUUCGCCGGCCUGGUGUGCUGGCAGUGGGGCGUCUUCGUCAGGACCUACCUGGGCUGGGAGGUCAGCGUGGCGCUCUCCCUGGGCUUCAAGACCAUGGACUUCCCGGCCGUCACCCUCUGCAACGCCAGCCCCUUCCAGUAUUCCAAAGUCAAGCACCUGCUGAGGGACCUGGACGAGCUGAUGGAGGCCGUGCUGGACAGGAUCGUGGCCCCCGAGCCGGGCCGGGCCAACGGCAGCCGCACCCUGAACUUGACCAUCUGGAACCACACGCCCCUGGUCCUCAUCGAUGAGCGGGACCCCCGCCACCCCGUGGUCCUCGACCUCCUGGGGCGUGACAACACCCUCAAUGGCUCAGCACACAGCAGCCCGGCCCCCGGAAGGACGUGUAGCGCCCAGGAGUGCAAAGUGGCCAUGAGACUAUGCAGCCUCAACGGGACCGCGUGCGCCUUCUGGAACUUCACCAGCGCCACCCAGGCCGUGACCGAGUGGUACGUGCUGCAGGCCACCAACAUCUUCUCACAGGUGCCGCGCCAGGACCUGGUGGCCAUGGGCUACUCGGCCCCGCGGAUGAUCCUGGCCUGCCUGUUCGGGACGGAGCCCUGCAGCCACCGGAACUUCACGGCCAUCUUCCACCCCUACUACGGCAACUGCUACAUCUUCAACUGGGGCAUGACGGAGAAGGCACUCCCCUCUGCCAACCCCGGGAGUGAAUUUGGUCUGAAGCUGGUGCUGGACAUAGGCCAGGAGGACUAUGUCCCCUUCCUCGCGUCCACGGCCGGGGCCCGGCUGCUGCUUCACGAGCAGAGGACGUACCCCUUUAUCCGAGAGGAGGGCAUCUACGCCAUGACGGGGACAGAGACCUCCAUCGGCGUGCUGGUGGACAAGCUGCAGCGCAUGGGCGAGCCCUACAGCCCGUGCACUGUGAACGGCUCCGACGUCGCCGUCCAAAACCUCUACAGCGACUACAAUACGACCUACUCCAUCCAGGCCUGUCUCCACUCGUGCUUCCAAGACCACAUGAUCCAUAACUGCAGCUGCGGCCACUACCUGUACCCGCUGCCCCAGGGCGAGAGCUACUGCAACAACCAGGAUUUCCCAGACUGGGCCCACUGCUACCUAGACCUGCGGAUGAGCGUGGCCCUGAGAGAGACGUGCAUCAGCAUGUGCAAGGAGUCCUGCAAUGACACCCAGUACAAGAUGACCAUCUCCAUGGCUGACUGGCCCUCUGAGGCCUCCGAGGACUGGAUUCUCCACGUCCUGUCUCAGGAGCGGGACCAGAGCCCCAACAUCACUGUGAGCAGGAGCGGCAUCGUGAAGCUCAACAUCUACUUCCAAGAAUUCAACUACCGCACCAUCGAGGAGUCCGCGGCCAACAACAUCGUCUGGCUGCUCUCCAACCUGGGCGGCCAGUUUGGUUUCUGGAUGGGGGGCUCCGUGCUGUGCCUCAUCGAGUUUGGGGAGAUCAUCAUCGACUUCCUGUGGAUCACCAUCAUCAGGCUGGUGGCCUUCCUCAGGAGCCUGCGGCAGAGGCGGGCCCGGGCUCCCCGCGACAGCCCCCCGCCCACCGUGGCCGAGCUGGUGGAGGCCCACACCAACUUCGGCUUCCAGCCCGACCCCGCCAGCCAGGCCGAGGGCUACCCCCACGGGCAGCCGCUGCCCAUCCCGGGCACCCCGCCCCCGAACUACGACUCCCUGCGCCUGCAGCCGCUGGACACCGUUGAGUCUGACAGUGAGGGUGACGCCAUCUAGACCCUGCCCCUGCCCACCCCGGGCAGCUCACGAACUUGAAGCUGAGAAGCUGAGACCCUGGCUCAGUGCCUUGCUGUAUGGUGCCCUCUCCAGAGAGCCAGGACCACCGGUGUCCAGAGCCCGUGCCCCCUCCGUAGAGAGGCCAGUAGCCACUGCCAGGCCCAGGCUGCAGGGUCCGCAGGGACACGGUGCAGGACGCCAGAACUGGGCUCUCUCCUGGCUCCUGCCCUUCCUGUCCUGGGCCGACCUGACCUGCCCUCUGGCUCUACAGACCCCUCUCCUGGUGUCAGGCCACUGUCAGUCACUGCCCCAGAGAUGCCAGGCGGGUCUACCAUGUUCCCCAGAAUCGGUGGCCUUUCCCUUCCUGGCCUUGACUGACCUCUGUGAACAGGCUUUUAGCAAAGGCAGCAGUGGAGGGGGGGGGGCAGGGAUAGCACCAGGAGUGGGGGCCUACAGGUGGCACAUGCGUCGUUCUACAAAAUAAAAGUGGAAGACAUGGCGUCCAGCUUUGUUCCUUGUCUUGGUGGGCAGCGGAGGUCCUCAGCGUGCCUGGGACAGGAAGGGCGUCUAUCCUGGCUUGAGAGCCAAGGUCUUAAGCAGAUCAAGAGCGUCUCUCUCUUGUGAUUCCUAUAGUUCCUUUCCAGCUGUUCCUGAAGCAGAGGCCUAGAGGCUUCUUCUUUUUUCGGGGGGAGAGGGGGUAGCAGGGAUUGAACUUGGGGCACUUGACCACUGAGCCCCACCCCCAGCCCUACUGUGUAUUUUAUUUAGAGACAGGGUCUCCCUGAGUGGCUGAGUGCCUUGCAGUUGCUGAAGCUGUCUUUGAACUCGCGAUCCUCCUGCCUCAGACUCCCGAGCAGCUAGGAUCACAGUGUGCCACAGCUAAUGGCUACAAUGCCACCCAACUAUUUCUUUGGGUUACAAGGACAGAGACAGCAACUCAAACCAGCUUAACCCAUCAAGUCUCAAGUUUUCAGUUCUGUGAAUGUUUCAAUGAAAUUGACACAGGUGCAUUAAAAGAGGUUAGAAGUCCCAGUCUAGAGCUCAUGUCUAUUAAAUAUUAACAUAAUUAUGUUACUAAUAAUUGUAUAUUGCAUACUAUGUUUAGGUUUUUGUAGUAUCUCACAUCAAGAACAGUGGGACGAAACAGGUUAAAGCAAGACACUCUCAAGCAGCUCAAACCGUUGGGUCUCCCUCUGCUCCCCCAAGGCCACCUCUCCUUGCAUUUUCAGCCCCGAGGCUGACGCUCAUUGGCCCCCGACUGGGUCACGUGCCUGUUUCUGAACCAAUGAGUGGUCCAGCUGGGUAGGCUGACCGACUGGUUGGCCCCCAGCGGAAUCACCUGGUCCCAGGUAAUGGGAAAUGGCUCCUCAGGUUGCCAGAGAAAAUUUAAGCUGCUCAGUUAAAUUGGAAUUUCAGAUAAAUAUAAAAAUGAUUUUAGGUGUAAGUACAUCCAUGCAAUAUUUAUCAUAUACUAAUAAACCAUUUGUUGUUUUUCUGAAAUUUAAA